Messenger RNA from Anopheles marshallii, 1395 nucleotides. RefSeq names its product proton-coupled amino acid transporter-like protein pathetic (gene path). NCBI's taxonomy places the organism in Eukaryota, Metazoa, Arthropoda, Insecta, Diptera, Culicidae. Bases 1 to 1395 code for a protein of 464 amino acids. Gene Ontology annotation, molecular function: amino acid transmembrane transporter activity. The record is from RefSeq and is a predicted model, not a curated record. Gene Ontology annotation, biological process: amino acid transmembrane transport. The transcript is spliced from 5 exons. Gene Ontology annotation, cellular component: vacuolar membrane.
AUGGUGAACGAAUACACGGGACCGCCACCGCAGGAAAUGGAAACAUUCCUGCCGCAGGAUGGGAAGAACGGAGCUACUGUGUACAAGUUUACACCCGCCAAAUCGGAUGUCGAGGCAAAUGGGACAAUGCAGUUUGAUCCGUUUAAGGAACGGAAACUGGAACACCCAACAACUGAUGGCGAAACAUUAACUCAUCUGCUGAAGGCCUCGCUCGGCACGGGUAUCCUGGCGAUGCCGGUCGCGUUCAGCUAUGCUGGUCUGGUGGGAGGUAUCCUGGCUACCGUGGUCACUGCCUUUAUCUGCACGCACUGCGCCUACGUACUGGUGAAGUGCGGGCACACACUGUACCGUCGCACCCAUCGAACGGCGAUGAGCUUCUCCGAGAUUGCCGAGGUCGCGUUCGAGAAUGGACCGGAAUGGGGCCGCCGGUUUGGCAUGCCUACGUCUUACUGCAUCCGAUACGGAUUGUUCAUAACGUACUUCGGCACCUGUGCCGUCUAUACCGUCAUCAUUGCAACCAACUUCCAGCAAGUGAUCGAGCAUUACUACGGUAGCCCGUUGAAUCUGCGCGUCAUGAUUGCGCUGCUGCUGGUACCGCUGAUCCUGCUGUCAUGGGUACCGAAUCUGAAGUACCUCGCACCGGUCUCCAUGGUCGCUAACGUGUUUAUGGGCGUUGGAUUGGGCAUUACGUUCUACUAUCUCGUCACCGAUAUGCCAGCGGUCGAAUCGCGUCCACUGUUCCUGCCCAUCAUGCAAUGGCCCGCAUUCUUCGCCAUUGUCAUCUUUGCCAUGGAGGCUAUCGGUGUGGUGAUGCCGCUGGAAAAUCAGAUGAAAACGCCACAGAACUUUAUCGGUAUUUGCGGUGUGCUAAACCAGGGUAUGGCUGGUGUGACGCUGAUCUACAUCCUGCUCGGUUUCCUCGGUUACGUUAAGUAUGGCGAUGCGGCGGAAGGAAGCAUUACGCUCAAUUUGCCAAUCGAUGAAAUUCCCGCCCAAGCAGUAAAGAUCCUGAUUGCCUUGGCCGUGUACUGCACGUUUGGACUGCAGUUCUACGUGUGUCUUGAUAUUGGCUGGAUUGCCAUCAAGGAUCGCUUCACCAAGCGACCGCGGCUGGUUGAGUACGUUAUGCGCACUAUCCUCGUCACUGCUGCCGUCCUGCUAGCCGUCGCUGUCCCGACCAUCAGUCCGUUCAUUGGUCUCAUCGGUGCAUUCUGCUUCUCGAUCCUGGGUUUGCUGAUCCCAAUUGUCAUCGAGAUGGUCACGUACUGGGAGGAAGGGUUCGGACCCGGUAACUGGAUCGUGUGGAAGAACGUAGUCGUCUUCGUUUUUGGUAUCAUUGCGCUCGUGUUUGGUUCCAAGAACGCCAUCGAGGAAAUUCUUGCCCUGUACGCUUAG